AUGUUAGUGGUUGUAACAUUAUUGUAUGUGAUGUUAGUAGUGGUUGUUUAUUGUAAUGUGAUGUUAGUGGUUGUAAUGUUAUUGUAUGUGAUGUUAGUGGUUGUAACAUUAUUGUAUGUGAUGUUAGUGGUUGUAACAUUAUUGUAUGUGAUGUUAGUGGUUGUAAUGUUAUUGUAUGUGAUGUUAGUGGUUGUAAUGUUAUUGUAUGUGAUGUUAGUGGUUGUAACAUUAUUGUAUGUGAUGUUAGUGGUUGUAACAUUAUUGUAUGUGAUGUUAGUGGUUGUUUGUGUUUAUUGUAUGUGA
Molecule: messenger RNA, 303 nt
Organism: Candidula unifasciata
Lineage: Eukaryota; Metazoa; Mollusca; Gastropoda; Stylommatophora; Geomitridae
Source: the annotation of a GenBank genome assembly